AGUUUGCACAGGCUCAUCAUCAAUGCAGCCAAUUACUAUAUGUAAGGGAAUGGUUCUAAACAGCGAGGAAUAUAAUAUAUUGUGCUGCUAGUAUAAAGCCGUUCCAUAUAGGAUAUAUAUAAUCGUUUCGUGACCUAUGCUAAAGAUGGGUUCUUCUGCAAGUGCUAGAAGGAUUCCACCAGUGCAACAGAUCGCAGAACCUCCAUCUGUCGAAAACUCAAAAGCUAGCCGAGAAGUAGGAGGCCACAAUGAAGCGGACAGUGGUCCAGAGGCACCGGAAGGAAUAACUGAGCCAUCCAACCCGGCAGCUCCCGCUGACAACCUGGCCGAUAUUUCAGACGUUCUGCUUGUUGACUCUGCAGCUGCAAAGGCAAAACGAAUAGAGGAGUUUAGUGAGGAGAUCAAGCAAUGUCUUAUACCUGUAAAAGAAGGUAUCCAGCACAUCAAGGAAUGUGACGAUUUCCCAUGCGACUCGUGCAACGAGCACAUGAGGGGUAUCAACAAAGUUUCUCGGAACAAGAACAUUGACCGCAAUGCUGCCGCGGACGGGUUGGCCAUUGACACGGACUACUGCAAAAUGUUUAGCUAUAGAUGGUCAAAGGGGGAAUUGUUACAGCAGAUCGAGGAUGCUGAUCCCACUGAAGAAUUGACGCCCCAAAAGAAAACGAUAUUUACGUUUUAUAUUGAACUCUUAGGUUCCAGUUGGAACUUCACCGAUAAGUCCGAGUACUUCUGUCUACAAAUGGAAGAGGACGGAUGCCUGGCGUUGAUAUCGGACUGGUUUUUACAUCUGGUCGAGGGUUCGAACUCCACGAAUAAAUGGGUUGAUGAUGUAGUCUUCGAUGCAAUGAACGUAAUUGAUAAUUCAUGCAUGAGAGUGCGGGCGUUGGCUCCAAGGCACCACCGAGUCGUACCUGCUCUUCAGAAGUUCGGCGAGUCAACAGAAAGCUUGACCCAGACGAUCGCGUACAUGACGUUGGCUAAGCUAGUCAAGAAAGAAGAAGCCGACAAGCUAUCCACCAAUACCAAAUGCAUUGUAUCGCUACUGUCUCUCCUGAAGAAAUGCCUCUCAAAUCCAGACCACAAGGCCUCAACUAGAAGACAAACAUCUAAGAAGAACUUUGUCACCGUAAUAAGUCUAAAUGCAGAAGAGCUCGUGCAAUCCGUUGAAGAUCUAGCCAUAAAUGAUAACAACAAAAAGCUCAUCGUUACAAAAGGUGGGAUCCCACUCCUCGGGCAAUUGCUUAAACCAAAUUGUUCCAUCGAAGAGAAGACCUCUGCUGCGAAUACCAUCUGGAGACUGGCAUUCCUCAAGGAAAAUAAAGAGAAACUUCGCAAAGACCAGGGUAUCAUAUACAAUCUGACCGAGUAUUCCCAGAGUGAGCACGAAAAACUCCGUACUGCUUGCAUGGGAGCUCUCUUCGAGAUCUACGAAUCCAGACUUCCCGAAAACCUGAAGAGCAAAAAAACCGACGAGGGGUCACCGCAGAGAGCGCCACCCGACAAUGCAAAGUCAACUGGACACAUCAUGCUCAGCUACAAAUGGGAACACCCGUCCAAACCUGUGAUGCGUGAGUUCAAGAAGGAGCUUCGAAAGAGAGGAUACGUUGUAUGGAUGGAUGAGGACCAUAUGAUGGGUGAUAAAAUUGGGGCGAUGGCAGAAGCUGUAGAGAAUGCUGACAUGAUAAUUGCCUGCAUUACAAGUGGUUACCAAGAUAGUCAAGACUGCAGAACAGAAGCGUCUUAUGCAUACGAAUGCAAGAAGAAGAUCAUUCCAGUGAAAGUUAAGGCCGACUUCAAAGCUUCUGGCUGGCUAGGGGGUAUUACGGCCGGGAAGAUAUACUACAUCGUGCAAAAAGAAGAGCUCGUCGCCAAAGUACUUCCUAGCAUCAUAGAAAAAGAAUUCGCUGUGCAGAAAGAAACAAUCCAGAAGGUGAAUGCUACAACGACAGGGUCACAACUGCCGGAACAGGAACCGAAGUCACCUCCAACAGAAUCCCAAGUACCCGGAUGGGAUUCCAAGAGGGUCCAGGAUUGGCUGGCGGCGAACAACGUCACAUCACGUAACAAAGCGCUUAAAUCCAUCAACGGAACUCAGUUGCUGCAGCUCAAGAAACAGCUUACUACAGUACCACAGGCGUUCUACCAGUCCAUGAAAGAUGAUCUGAAGGUUCCAUACCUUGACGUUCUUUCCCUCGCAGCUGCACUUGAAAACCUUGCAUAGUCACGUGGUAAUGUGAUAUCACCAAAGGUACCAUCAGCGUGCCAAGUUACGGCAUGGACUUACAACUCAAGAAACACCUGACCACAAUGGGAAAUCCAAUGUUCCUUACCUUGAAGUUCUUUCUCUAGACGCUGCUCUUGAAAACCUUGAAUAGUCACGUGGUGUUUGCGUAAUUGCCGAUCACGUGAUAUCCCCGACGGUACCACCAACGUGCCAAGUUCCGGCAACUCAAGAAACACUAAUGUUCCUUGCAUUGAAGUUCUUUCUCUCGCAGCUGCCCUUGAAAGCCUUAAGUAGUCACUCAGUAUUUGCGUCAGGCACAUCACGCUAUAUUUUCAACGGACCUGUUACUACAACUCAAGAAGGAACUUGCCACAAUGCCAAAACCUUAAUCAGUCAAGACAAUCUAAUGUUCAUCACCUUGAAGUCCUUCUCUUGCAGCUGCACUUGAAAACCUUGACUAUUUGAUCGAAUAUGUUGUAAAUAUUAUAUUAUGUUUAUAGUUACGUUAGAUUCCAUAUGAUGGUAUUUUGAUUAUUUGUAGUGGUUGGCACGCUUGUAGUAACAAUCCAAUGUGUGUUGAAGCUACAGCUGAUUUGGGCAAUGCUGGCAUCAAAAGUUAAUCAGUGGAAUAUAGCCUGAUUGUGAUUGGUACAAAUUUUCAAAACAGCGACACACAGACCCCUCUGUCUCUAUAACACACAAAAACACAACUGCCUUCACGUGCAUCCUACUCUCUCUCUCACGGGUAUAAAUAGUGUUAAGGAAGCAUUUUGAAAUAAACAAUACCUUACUUCAGUCCCUACUGAACUUGUCAGGGGAGUUCCACAGUGUUCUAUAAUGGGACCAUUGCUACUCAUUCUCUACGCUGGUCUCCUUAGUGUGUCAUGAUAGUGAUCACAUAUAUAAGACGGAUGUUACAUUACUGUUAUUUUCGAGCAUUGCAACAUUGCCUUAGGGAUGGUAAAUAUAUAACUCUAUACUAGUGUUCAUCAGGGUCCCGUCUUACAAAGAGUUACGAUUGAUUCAAUCAAUCGCUACUAUGGAAAGCCAGCGACAUCAACAUCUUUUAUGCAUGUAUGUGCAAAAUAUUUUCUAACUAUGAUGUGUAUUCAUGUAUCUAUUGUUUUCUUGAAAAUCCGCUUUGCUUUUCUUUGUUUACAAAAGACAUUGUGCAAAUUUCCUGUUGAAAAAAUAUGACACUGAUGGAUUUCCAAUGAGUUACGAUGGAUUGGAUCAAUCGUAACUCUUUGUAAGACGGGGCUAACAAUCUUAAACGAGGUUGAACUUUUUCUCUCUGUGACGUCACCAUUUAGGAGAAAGUGAUCUCACUGCCUUUGUAGUUUAUGGGACUGCUGUCAUACCUUCAAAGUCUCCAAUGUACCUUGGAUCCACAAUGGAUACAUUUUCCCGUGAAGCAGAUCAUCCACGUUAAAAAGUAAAAGUAAAACUGCUGCAUAUAAACUUUAUAAAAUGUGAAAGUAUCUAGACUGAAAUCAAGCCUGGCACGUACAGUUAUCAUAUCUCACAGCGACCACUGUAACAGUUCGUGAACUUAACGAAAAACAAAAGAUUCAUCGCAGCUAACGAAACGCUGACACUUUCAAUAACGCUUCAACUUAUCUCGCCUCAUGCACAAUAAAUCAUUCUCGAAAAUGACUCUCAAUCC
Molecule: messenger RNA, 3893 nt
Organism: Lytechinus pictus (painted urchin)
Lineage: Eukaryota; Metazoa; Echinodermata; Echinoidea; Temnopleuroida; Toxopneustidae
Exons: 6
Coding region: 137-2224 (695 amino acids)
Biological process (GO): signal transduction
Source: RefSeq, a predicted model, not a curated record